AUGACGCAAGACGAAGCCGUGUCGGCACUGUUAGCCCACGACAUUGAUGGACCAACUAUGCCCAUUGCUCGAUACAUGAUCAAAACCAACAGGCGAUCAAGAGAAAUAUCAUCUCCUGAACCUCUCGUGCUCUCGGAAUCGGAACUUGAGGAAGCCAUUCUUGCGGCAACUGGCCAAAGUGUAGCCUCGUCAACAAGAUUCACUGACGGCGAGCUGAGCAUCUCAUAUAAAGUUACUGUCCGAGAGAGUCCGGAUAUCGCUUAUGUAGUCCAGCUACGCCAUCAUGGCUGUGUUGCGUCUAUGGAUGCGCUUAUGAUUUUGGUUUCAAGAACGAUCGACCCUCACACCUUACCUGUGCACCCCGUGUACCCAAUACCAGGAGAGAUGGAACGGCAAAAGGCUACAGGUAUCGGUAGGGAGAUAAAUCGGCUGAUACCAGGCGUUAUGGCAUCCACUCCUCACCUAAUCGGUGAGCUCAUCGCUACUGAAAGUGAUGGUCAAGUUGUCCUUAAGAUUGGGCCUGAUCGCCAUCAUGGUCUCGGUGGCCCAUUUUCAUCCCAGCAAGGCAUCGAAGAAUACAAGGAGCGGUUUCUAGACCACUCCGCUACUGUGGAGGACAACCCCAUCGUCGCUAUGCACGCCGACAUGGGCCUCCACAACAUUAUUGUGUCUAGCCACGCACGCACCGAUAUACAAGCGGUUAUUGACUGGGAAUUCGCAGCGAGUGCACCCUAUGCCUCUCUCCACCGCAUUAUCGAGAUGCUUUUCCGCAGGCCGGCUCCCAAUGGGUUUGGGCUGGAGUACGAUCGCGCUGAAAAGCUCCGCUUUGCGUUCUGGAGGGCUAUUCCAGAGUGGAAGCAGUGGAAACGGAGCAAUUCGAUACAAGCUUUCCUAGAGUGGUUUCGGUUCGGCCUGUUCUUGAAACCUGAUUGGAGGCCGAACGACUUGCCCAGGGAUGAGAAAGAGGAGUUUUGGAGGGAAAACGUUCGGGUUGUCGAGAGCCUUCUUAACAAGUAUUCAUAG
Messenger RNA from Westerdykella ornata, 1023 nucleotides. RefSeq lists its product as uncharacterized. The record is from RefSeq and is a predicted model, not a curated record. Lineage: Eukaryota; Fungi; Ascomycota; Dothideomycetes; Pleosporales; Sporormiaceae. The transcript is spliced from 5 exons. Bases 1 to 1023 code for a protein of 340 amino acids.